Molecule: messenger RNA, 3060 nt
Organism: Melopsittacus undulatus (budgerigar)
Lineage: Eukaryota; Metazoa; Chordata; Aves; Psittaciformes; Psittaculidae
Gene: BFAR
Product: bifunctional apoptosis regulator
Exons: 9
Coding region: 469-1809 (446 amino acids)
Biological process (GO): proteasome-mediated ubiquitin-dependent protein catabolic process
Molecular function (GO): protein binding; ubiquitin protein ligase activity; metal ion binding
Source: RefSeq, a predicted model, not a curated record
CACGGCACGGUGCAUUCGCUGCAGACGGUGGGGCUGAGACCGGACUGGGCCCGCGGAGCCUCCGCUCACGCUUGCGGCCUGGGGGUGCCCGAUCCGCGGCGCUUGUGGUAGGGGUGGACUGGUGACGCCUCCGCGGUGGACUCGGUUUGGUCUGGGGGCAGGAAGAGACCAGUGCAGGCCCGAAACAUCGGAGCUUUGGAGGGAGAGGGCCGAGGCUGAAAAGGGGAGGCAGGACAGAGGCCGGAAAAACAGAAGAAUGUUUUGGAUGCCAAACCGUGCGGUUUUUUGGUUUUUUUUUCUCUUCUUUUAAUUGAUGUUUCAGGUUUGUCUUGGAAAGCCAGCAAUCUUUGCUUUACUGGGAAACGACUGACUCAGCAGUCUGGGGAUCCUGGUUGCACUAUCGAAGUAAUUCCUUACCUGCAUUGAAGAUCUGAGGGAGCUCUCUGUUUGCAUAAGGCGUAAAGGAAGAUGGAAGAAGAUGAGACUUUGCAAGGUGAAACAGAGAGGGCAGAGAUUGAAACACAUGCUGCUCCUGAGGGCAGUCGGCGGAUAUCAGUGAGUGAGUUCCUUUGCCACUGCUGUUACGACAUUAUGGUCAAUCCCACCACCCUGAACUGUGGGCACAGUUUCUGUAGACAUUGCCUAGCUUUGUGGUGGGUGUCGUCCAAGAAGAAUGAAUGUCCUGAAUGCAGAGAAAAAUGGGAAGGAUUCCCCAAAGUCAACAUCCUCUUUAGGGAUGUUAUUGAAAAACUAUUUUCUGAUGCCAUUGAACAAAGAAAAGAAGAUAUCCUACAAAACAGUGAUGUAGCACGCAGCUUAGCAACCUUCCAAAAGUAUGGGAAUGACCAUAUGCCUGCAGUUCGGAACACAGGAAGAAUUAAUCCUCAAGGAGGAGGGUUUUUCUCAGGCGUUCUGACAGCUUUAACUUGUGUAGCAGUAGUUCUGCUUGGAUAUCACUGGAGCAGCAGAGAAUUUGAAGAAGAUCAUCUUGUCCACAAGCCUGUUGCUAAAUGGACUGCUAAGGAAGUGACAAUUUGGCUAGAGCAGCUGGGCCCAUGGGCUUCACAUUAUAAAGAAAGAUUUCUGCUGGAGAAAGUGAAUGGAAGACUCCUCCUGACACUGACAGAGGAGGAUUUCACAAAAGAGCCUUACAGUAUAGAGAACAGUAACCACAGGAAAGCUAUUAUGGCGGAACUGGAACGUGUGAAAGCUUUAGGUGUUAAACCACCACAGAACCUUUGGGAAUAUAAGGCAGUAAAUCAGGGGAAGUCACUUUUUCUUCUGUAUGCACUGAAGAGUUCUCCAAGACUCAGUAUGUUAUACCUGUAUUUGUUUGAUUACACAGAAGCUUUCUUACCUUUUAUCCACACAAUUUGCCCCACACAAGAAGACGUGUAUGAAGAUACUGUCACAAAACUAAUAGACCUUCAAGAUCCUUCCUGGAAACAGUGGAGAGAAUUCAUUGUAAAGUAUUUAUUUUUGCCAUACCAGUUGAUAGCUGAAUUUGCUUGGGAUUGGCUGGAUGUGCACUACUGGACAUCAAGAUUUAUAAUUGUAAAUGCCAUGUUGCUCUCUGUUCUAGAAUUAUUCUCCUUUUGGAGGCUCUGGUCAAGAAGAGAAUUGAAGACUGUUCCUCACAGAAUGUGGAGACACUUCUGGAAAGCCUUAACCCAGGGUCUUUUUGUUGCCAUUUUUUGGCCUUUCAUUCCUCAGUUUGUGUGCAAUUGCUUGUUUUACUGGGCCUUGUACUUUAACCCAAUUACAAACAUUGAUCAGGUGGUUAAAGAAGUAAGGCGUCGCGAGACAUAAAUGCAGUGACUGGUAUUGGAACUUUUGAGCUGUUUAGCUCGUAAAAAUGGACUUGAAAUAAACAUUGCUUUUCUUCUCUAUAUAUGUGGCAGUGAAAGUGGUGAAUUAUAUUAAUUUAAACAUGCAAAAAAAGCGCCCUAAGAAGUUACUCUUAAACCAGCUGAUUCCAAAUCAGAGGAUGGGCUUUAUUAUCCAAUAGUAAUCUUCUGGGGGGGGGGGAAAUAAUUACAUUCCUGAUUUAACCAUAUAAAACUUAAACAGUCAUGUCACUAUUUUAGAUCAAACUUACCUAUUUCAUCUUGAGCAUUCCAGUUAUUUUCAAGCUUGCCUUAAAAUGAGAGUUUUCUGAAGAGCUACUGUGUGUUCCUAAACUUCAGUAUGCCAAAGGAAAGCUCUUCCUGGAUAGGCUUGAUACUGAAGUGUUUUCAGCUUUCUAUGUAAAGAUGUGACUGUCAAAUACGCAGUCUCACAGCAGGAAUUCUAAAAUUCCUGCUGUUGAAGGCAAAGACUUCUUGAGUUUUCUUGUCCUCUGGAAAAUGUGGUGAUGCAGAUCAGUUAGACUUCAUCAGUAGCGUCUUUAAUGCUACCCCUUGAAGUCUGUUGUUAAUUCUUAAAUUCAGGAUUAUCUCUUAAAAAAAGAUUAGUUUGGGAAAGUCAGCUGACACAUCUUACUGCAGUGUAAUGUGUGUAUCUAGAUCUGUGAGCAAAUACUGACUGGAAAGUUAAUUUUGUUUAAUCAGAAUUGCCAUCUGUUAGUGUAUGGUUUUUGACUGAAGCAAAAGUUAGAUUUUUUUUUUUAAGUGUUUUGUCCCCUUGCAUUUUCCAUUGGUUUGCUUUUUUUGAUUGGUUGGGUUUGUUGUGUUUGGGGUUUUUUUUUCUCAUUUGUAUUAUCAAUAUGAAUUUUAAAUUUGCAUAUGAAUAUUUUUAAAGAUUAAAGAUCUCUUCUGAAAUCUUCAUCCUUCCUAAAGACGUGUUUUGGUUUUAUUUAUAUUGAAGUACUUGUCAUUAGCUAUGACUUGUGCAAAUUUGUGUAGCCCUGCAUGUUUAAGUAAGUUGAGGUGGGUGAAAGUAGAUAUAAAACACUCCUGGUUCUUGUACAGUUAAAAUGAGCAGUUAUGAAAAAGUGUGUUAUUCGUCAAUUAAUGUUACUGAUUUCAUAAGAGAAAAACUACAAAGUGACCCUAGCUGAAACCUCUGUACAUCCUUAUGAGGUGUAUACACUUCUGAACUUCACAAAGUCAUGCUGUUCAA